Acaulospora morrowiae is the source of this 1020-nucleotide messenger RNA. The record is from the annotation of a GenBank genome assembly. NCBI's taxonomy places the organism in Eukaryota, Fungi, Glomeromycota, Glomeromycetes, Diversisporales, Acaulosporaceae.
AUGGAAGGAGCACCAACAAUGUCUCCCAAAAUCGCUUUAAUAACAGGGGCGAAUAGUGGCAUAGGAUUUACUAUUGCACAAAGACUUCUAAAUCAUUCGACUGACGGCUUCCGAGUCGUGCUUUGCUGUCGUAAUCGAAAAAAAGCCUCCGAUGCACGAGAUACUUUAUUAAAGGAAUUUCCGAGUGGGUUAAUCGACAUAAUUAUUGUGGAUGUUGGUUCGGUCGACUCGGUGUUUAGGUCUUGUAAGGAAAUUAAGAAAAAAUAUGACCGUAUCGAUCUGCUCUUCUGCAAUGCAGGGAUAUUUCCUUGUGCGUAUUUAGAUUGGUGGACUGUUGCUCGACAGGCGAUAACAGAUCCUAAGGGCUUAUUAAUAGAAUCCACUCCAUUAAUUCAACCCGUAGGAGCCACCACAAGCGAAGGCCUGGGCGAGACAUUUGCGUGCAAUGUGUUUGGACACUAUAUCAUGAUACGUCAAUUGGAAGAUGUACUGGCAAGCAGCGAUCAAUCCCGAAUAAUAUGGACCAGUUCCCGCACAGCCAAAAGAGAUGACUAUAAUCCUUCAGAUUAUCAAUGUUUCAGAGGCCCAAGCCCAUACGAGUCAUCAAAGUAUGUUACUGACGUGAUUGCCAUCGCUCUCAACUCUCGGUUAAAUAAACGUAACAUCCAUAGCUUUACAACACAUCCCGGUGUUGUUGCCACCAAUAUCGUUUACGAUCAUCUCGGCUGGGCAAUGGACAAAACAAUGAAGGCUGUACUUUAUACGGGGAGAUCUCUUGGAAUAAAAGAAGCAACAAUUACCGGAUGGAAUGGAUCUUAUGCAAAUUAUGUUGUGGCAACCGAACCUAUCGAGAAUCUCAACAAAUUUUGCAAGUAUGGUAGCUACGCCAAACCGUGGGGAUCAAUCUAUUGUCUUGAAGAAGCGAUUAUUUGUUAUGAUGAAAAAGAGGCAAAUGAUUUGUUAAGAAAGUUGGAUGAUUUGUUGAAUGAAUUCAGAAAGAAAAAUAAAUACGGAGUUUGA